AUGGAAUCAAAUCAAGUGCAAAUGUAUCAAAUUUCCAAGGAAGGCCAAGAAAUGAAUAAAGAUAGUGUAGUACUCCGAGCUCUUGCUGCAGAUCCAAACCGAUAUAAGCCGUUAGCACAACACGCACCUACAUCGGAAAACCGACCACCGCCAUCACAAGCACCAAAAACUGUUUCUAGUGAACCUGUACCAACAUCGAUGUAUACACUCGAGAGUCGAUAUCGAUCAAUACCUGAGAAAGUUUUACCGAAAACAACAGGACCACGAAUGUACUAUAUCAAUUCAGAAAACGAACAACGGGAGCCGAGUCCACCGUUGACAAAAGAAGAACGUGACAUACCAAUGCCUAGAGAAAAAGAACAGAAACCGCUAGCAACUGUUUCUCUUGAACCACAAGUCAUUUCACAGCCUAUUCUUUAUUCUAUUAUUGGAGAUAAACGUGCGCCUAUCCACAAUGAACAGCCAACUCCAGUUUCAGCUCCAGUUCCAGUUCCGAACGAAAUUCCUCUACCUAUACUCUAUACAAUAACUGGUCAAGUCCAACGACCAACUCUUCAAGGCGAUAAAAAUCUUGUGCCCAUGGCCUCAUCGCCCACAGAUAGAUCAGCAAUUCUUUAUUCGAUAACUGCAAAUCCCAAAUCAAAAAUCAUCGUCGAAGAUCCAAGCAAAGCAGUGCCCGUCGUCCCAGUACCACUCACAAAGACUGCGUCAUUGUCAUCUUCAACAGUACCGAGUUUUUAUCUCCUCGUUGGUCAGCCACACAUUCCGUCGAGUGUUCCUCAGCCUCUAAAAGAAGUGCCAUCACCUCAACAACAGCCAGUACCAAUUCUAUACUCAAUUGUUGGCCAAUCGCGCGUUCCAUCGAACGUUCCUGAGCCUUUAAAAGUAGUGCCUUCACUUGCACGACAGUCUGCACCGAUCCUCUAUUCCAUUGUUGGUCGUCCAACCGUGGUACCGCUUACAAAAGAAUUAACAACAGUGAAUUUAAUUCCACCAACAGAACAUGUGAAAGCUAGUUCAAGUGAAUCUGCACCAAUUUUGUAUACUAUCGUGGGUGAAAAACAUACUCCAGCUGAUAUUCUAACGGAACAAUCUCAACCACCGGAGCCAAUUAAAAAACAAGUAAAUAAUUCUACUCUCUAUACAGUCAUAGGUGACCCUAAAAAGCCUCAGACAAUGGUACUACCUCAAAAACCUCAACAACAACCGCUUCUACCAUCACCACCGCCGUCCAAACCAACAUUCUAUCCAUUAGUUGGCAAACCACAUUCACCGACACGUGAAACUAUUGAGAAGCAUCAAAAGCCGUUGAUGCGAUCAAGAAUACCAUUACCACAAAUAGGUACUACUCGACGUCGUAGUAUCGAACAAGAAUCGGCACCUGAAGCUGACCCAGCAGAUAAUAGUCCUCCUCGACAAAAAAAACCUCGUCAAAGACGAUUAAAAGAGCCAGUAAAUCCUAGAUCAGAAAUCAUCUUUAUUCCACUCGCCGAUCAAGAUCGUCCACGAGUUCAAAGACAACCUCGAGCAGUACCGUGGCAAACAAGUCCCGGAAAUCUUCAUCGCCGGCCACAUCAGAUUCCUCAAUAUGAUCCACUUCAACUACCAGAUUACAUUUCUCCCUAUGCAUAUUAUCCAUCCAAGCCAUAUCAUGAACGAACAUGUCAUCCAACUUCACUACCUAUUGUCAAAUCUCGACGCCCUGAACGUAAAUCACGGGCGCAAAAUGGUGAAUCGCCUCCUCGAUCUGAUCGGAAACAUUUAUCCGAGCCAUGGGUGCCUCAUUCUCUCGACAGACAACCCACAGAUAGAAAACGUCCACCACGCACAUGGGAUUAUGAGAAUCAUAGCCACACAGAUAUUGAUGAUGACUAUUAUGAACCGGACGCAUUUUCGAAACACCCAAGCUACCGCGGACAUCGAAUAAGAACACCAUGGGUGGCAGUUUGGUAA
Messenger RNA from Adineta ricciae, 1953 nucleotides. The record is from the annotation of a GenBank genome assembly. Lineage: Eukaryota; Metazoa; Rotifera; Eurotatoria; Adinetida; Adinetidae.